Molecule: messenger RNA, 3751 nt
Organism: Impatiens glandulifera
Lineage: Eukaryota; Viridiplantae; Streptophyta; Magnoliopsida; Ericales; Balsaminaceae
Product: PH, RCC1 and FYVE domains-containing protein 1-like
Exons: 9
Coding region: 414-3476 (1020 amino acids)
Molecular function (GO): metal ion binding
Source: RefSeq, a predicted model, not a curated record
GCGCGCCAAUGUAGCGCCCUUUCGAUUUGAGAUGCAAACUCCUCCUCCUAAACAUUCUCUCUCUGUUUCUCUCUCUCUCUUCUCAUGCGAUUAUGAUCACUUCUUUCAUUGAUUGAAGCAAUUGAUCGUUAAAGCUAUAAACUUCGCUUGUUUUCGACUUGGAUUCUGAUGAAAUCAUGGUUAUCCGUCGUUGGAUUGACGCAGUUUGAGCGAAACCUGUUUUUAUCCGAAUACAUUCAUCAUCGAAUCUGUUUGUCGCCUCUGUUGUUAUUGAAUCUUUCCAUUUUAUCUCCCUAGCUAGGAAUUUUGAUGUAGGCGGACAAAUCAGGUUGCAUCGGCAUCUAUGAAGACUGCGCAGAUGGUUGAGACGCAAAUCCUUAUUCCGCGUCUUCUUAAGCUUCAUUUCAGAUGGAAUGGCAGAUCCUGCUAGUUUUGGAAAUUCCGAACGAGAUCUCGAACAGGCAUUCAUUGCUUUGAAGAAAGGUACCCAAUUAAUCAAGUACAGCAGGAAAGGGAAGCCCAAGUUCUGUGCAUUCAGAGUUUCCUCUGAUGAGACAACAUUGAUAUGGUACUCCCGUAAAAGAGAACGUACUCUUAAGUUAGCUGCUGUCAUAAAGAUUAUCCCUGGUCAAAGAACCGCUGUGUUUAAAAGGUUUUUGCGGCCUGAAAAGGAAUAUUUAUCAUUUUCACUCAUUUACAACAACGGAGAUAGAUCACUUGAUCUGAUUUGUAAGGACAAUGCUGAAGCAGAAGUGUGGCUUGCAGGCUUGAAGGCAUUAACCUCUCCCGGUCAAACUCAGAGUAGAAGUACAAAAAGUGAAAUUCCUGAUUUUCCUAUUGGUAGCAGCGAGCAAUUCCAAAAUAGUCGCACUUCUAGUGCAUCACUAGAGUAUACUGCCAGUAUCUGCCGUGGAAGAGUGUCUCUUGACGCAAGUGCUUUGAAUUCUCCGAAAUCAGAGUAUGAAGGUGGAAAUAUGCAAGGAAGAGCAAGCACUGGAGGAGAUGGUUUCCGAAUUAGUGUUUCAAGUAAUACUCCAAGCUGGGCAAGUCAUGUCUCUGGACCAGAUGAUAUUGAAUCAUUGGGUGAUCUCUACAUCUGGGGAGAUGUCUGGUUUGACACAAGCGACGGAACUUCAAGCCCAUAUUAUGCAAAAAAAGAAGUUCUAAUUCCUAAGCCUUUAGAAUCAAACAUUGUGCUUGAUGUUCACCAGAUUGCUUGUGGCGUGAGGCAUAUCGGUCUUGUUACAAGGCAAGGUGAGCUUUUUACUUGGGGAACAGAAUCUGGAGGCAGACUUGGUCAUGGAGUUGAAAAGGACUUCAACCGGCCUCAUCUUGUUGAAUUUCUAGGUGUUGCUAACGUUGAAUUCGCCGCAUGUGGCGAGUACCAUACAUGUGCUAUAUCUGGAACGGGUGACUUGUACACAUGGGGUGAUGGAGAACAUAAUGUUGGUGCUCUUGGUCAUGGUACUGAUGUUAGCAACUGGAUACCGAAAAGGGUUUCUGGUUCUUUAGAAGGACUUCAAGUUCUAUCUGUUGCCUGUAAUGCAUGGCACUCUGCAUUAAUAACUACUAAUGGUAGGUUAUUUACAUUUGGUGAUGGUACGUUUGCCGCCUUAGGCCAUGGGGAUAGAGAAAGCGUCUCUUAUCCGAAGGAAGUUCAUUUCCCAAAUGGAUUAAAGACUAUCAAAGUUGCAUGUGGGGUGUGGCAUACUGCAGCCAUUGUAGAAUUGAUACAGCCACAGACAAGUAACAAUGUUUUGUCUAGAAAAUUGUUCACAUGGGGUGAUGGUGAUAAAUACAGGUUGGGGCAUGGAAACAAGGACAUGCAGCUGGUACCUACUAUUGUUUCAACCCUUGGUGACUAUAACUUCCACCAGUUAGCAUGUGGCGACUGUAUAACCGUUGGACUCACCACAUCGGGCCAUGUGUUCACUGUGGGUAGCACUUCUUUUGGUCAGCUCGGAAAUCCAUCGUCUGACGGAAAACUACCUUGUUUGGUCCAAGACAGAUUAGUGGGUGAGUUUGUUGAAGAAAUAUCUUGUGGUGCAUAUCAUGUUGCCGCCUUGACUUCAAGGAGCGAAGUGUUUACUUGGGGAAGAGGAGAGAAUGGAAGAUUGGGACAUGGUGACACAGAAGAUCGGAAGGCACCAACUUUAGUUGAAGCGUUUAGAGAUAAGCAUGUGAAGAAUAUAGCUUGCGGGUAUAACUACACAGCAAGCAUAUGCAUUCAUAAGUGGGUAUCUGGAUCUGAUCAGUCGGCUUGCACUGGUUGUAGACAAGCAUUUGGUUUCACAAGGAAGAGGCAUAAUUGUUAUAAUUGUGGUCUAGUGCAUUGCCACUCUUGCAGUUCAAAAAAAGCUCUGAAAGCUGCAUUGGCUCCCACUCCACGAAAGCCCCAUCGUGUCUGUGAUUCUUGCUAUAAUAAACUAAAAGCUGCAGAAAUUGGGACUGCUACUAAUACAAGUAGGAGAGCUGCAACUCCUCCUCGGUCAGUAGAGGGCAGAGAGAGAUCAGAGAUGGGAGAGCCUAAAACUUCAAGGCUUUUGCUUUCUCCCAUAACAGAACCUGUCAAGUACCGACAGGUUAGAUCUUCAAACCAUGGGACCAUGCCCGAUUCUUACUCCAUAGUGCGAGCUUCCCAAGUUCCGUCGAAUUUACAAUUGAAAGAUGUUGCGUUUCCAAGCUCGCAAUCUUCUUCCAAGCCUUUUCGAACAUCUCCACCAAAUUCCCAACCACAAUCAGCAGCGAAUUCAAGGCCGUCUUCUCCAUACUCAAGGAGACCAAGUCCUCCACGCACAACCACUCCUAUAUUCUCUAGGGGUGUCAUUGAUAGCCUAAGGAAGACAAAUGAAGUUCUGAACAAAGAAGUGACAAAGUUGAAUAACCAAGUAAAAACCUUGAAGCAGAAAUCUGAUACCCAAGGUGAAGAGAUUAAAAAGUUACAGAAAAAUGCUCAAGAAGCAAAUAGCAUGUCUGCCAAUGUUUCUUCCACAUCUACGGUUGCAAGGGAAAUCAUUGCAUCUGUUGCAGCUGAGUUAAACGAAAUUAGAGAGAAGUUGCCUGAUGAGGUACUAAAUAGCGAUGCAUUCAAGGACAUGCAAGCUCAGAUUGAAGCGGUCCUGAACAAAGAUGAAGCCCAAAUGAAGGCUUUGAUUGACUCAAUGAAUGACCAUCACAUGCAUAAAGAUGAAACUUCAAUGGGUUAUUCUGCCCAUGAUGAUAGAGAACACACAUCCCAUCACAAUCAAGAGAGUUCAGCGAGUGGAGGGGUCAAAGAAGUAAUUGAACAAUUUGAACCUGGUGUUUAUGUUACUCUACUGGAGCUUCAAAACGGCUCAAAGAUCUUCAAGCGAGUAAAAUUCAGCAAGAGAAGAUUUGCAAAUGAACAGGCAGAGCAAUGGUGGAAGGAAAAUAAAGAUAGGCUUCUGAAAAGGUACAAUCCCACAUUGCCAUAUAAUGAAAUCCAAACUACUUAAGAAGAAGGAGAUAGUGAAGCAACAGCACCAUCUUCCUUGGAUCAAAGUGGUUGAGUUUCAAAAUCAUUUUGGAUGUUAGUAGUAGACGAAGCGCUUUGUUCCUGAAUCUGAUUCCCUUUUCAAAAAUUGGUUGUUUAGUGUUUUCUGAUAUGGCAAUGUACUACUACUACUACUACUUGUACAGUGAGUUUUUGUAAAGAGCUGUAGUUAACACUCAAUGUACUACUCUCUCUUGCAUUAUCUUGAAUGGAAUUAGGUUUUCAUCUUCAAUUGAA